Messenger RNA from Scomber scombrus (Atlantic mackerel), 1550 nucleotides. RefSeq lists its product as uncharacterized. The record is from RefSeq and is a predicted model, not a curated record. The transcript is spliced from 7 exons. Gene Ontology annotation, molecular function: DNA binding. The coding region runs from base 279 to 1016 and encodes 245 amino acids. NCBI's taxonomy places the organism in Eukaryota, Metazoa, Chordata, Actinopteri, Scombriformes, Scombridae.
GCUCUUCCUGACGUGGCGAGCCGCUAAAGGUCCGCCGGUUCCUUCGUGGGCUGCGGCGAUUGGGUGAUUACCUGUUUGGCAAUUUUUACUAAAAAUGUAAAUACACAGGUGGCGGCAUGGGCCAGCGUUUGGUUUAUGUAAAUAAAACAGAAGUGAAACCGUGUCACUCUGUUCUGGUUUCCAAGCGCGAACAUAUUCCUCCAGACGCAAUGUUUGGCAGAUAGCUGAACGUAAGACUGCGGAUAUUAAGACGAGCACCUGUUACAUCCACUUGACGCAUGUUUGUGCCCGCAGGUGACAGCUGCGCAGUCUUCAUGCCCCAACUCACGUCCACCGCGUUGCUUCAUCUCGUGUUGCUGCUCUCCGCCUUGCCCGCCCAAUACCUCAUCUCCCGCUGGAGUGGCACCUCUGCGGCGCAGCGCUACCAUGCAACCACACGGUUCCUCAGAAUGUGGAAUGAGUGGAGAACAUCUUACCUCAAUGUUACUGCGUGGAUGGAUUGGGCAAACCAGCAUUUGUCCAAAUUCAAGUCUUUGGUUGGUUUGGGGCAGGAUGAUGAAGAGGCUCCACAGUCGUUUGCCUUGGAGAGCAUGAUGUAUGACAAUGACCAGGGAUUCUUUGGAGCCUCCAAGGAGGUGCGCAGCCCCAGGCCCCUGUAUGUGUUUCUGCGAGUCGGCGAGGUGGUGAUGGAAAGGAAAGGCCAUAUGGUUGGUGUGGUGGUGAGCUGGGACCCUGAGAUGCGAGCGCCUGCAGAGUGGGUCGACAGAGUGUAUUCCAACUCUGAGGGCACCACAGCAGUGAAUACACCUCAUUAUAAGGUACUGUUCAGCGGUCCUGGACCCUCCUCUCUGCUAGUUGCAUACUUGCCUCAGACACAACUGGAACGCAUCACAGGAAUGAGGCCGGACAUUCCCACCUUGGAAAAUUACUUCACACAUUUUGAUGGAGAACGGUUCAUCAUGCAGCCCUGGCUCAGUGAGAUCUACCCUGAGGAUGGGAUGGAGGACGCCAAAUAGACCUCUCCAACAGACAAUUUCAUCUUCUUCCUUCUAUGGUGUUCUUGAACUUGGUCUCACAGUCUUUUUUUUUUUUCGUCUUUUGGAGCCUACUGGAAUCUAGGAAUCAUGGGUUAUAAUGAGUGGAUGCAAAAUACCAAUGUUUUGCUUAAAAAUACUGUAUUAACUGACCUGUUAGUCAAAGACAGAGCUUCAAAGAGACUGAGGAUAACUGUCAAAUCCCUCCUUGCUGGAUUUCAAUGUGAGGGUGUUUUUUUGGGGAUAUUUCUCAUAGCUCAAAGAAUUACUGAGCAGUAGUACAAUCUUUGUUUCUUUGAGAUGUAUAAAUAUACAGUAUUUUAAUUUAAUGUGCCUAAAAAAAGACAUUUAAUUUCAAACAGAUCUGUUUUUAAAGGACAGAUUUGAAUGGUAACAAAGUUAUAUGGUAACAGGGAAAUUACAACUUUGCUUUGAAAAUCUGUACUUUUUCCAUUGGUUGAAGAUGGCUGAAGUAGAAAAAAAUUACCUUAUAAUAAUAAAAUAAUAUAUAAAAUA